UCUUUCAUGUACUGAAAGGAAAGCAUCAUAAAAUUAAGAAGAAUUAAGAAGAAGAAGAAGAAGAAGAGAUGACAUUAGUUUGGUCUCCAGAAACAGCUUCUAAAGCAUAUCUUGACACCAUACAAACAUGUGGAAUAUCAAGUAAAACCAGCAUCGCCGAAUUUUUAUCAGCCAUGGCUGCAGGAUAUAACUCAACAUUAAUAGUUGAAGCAUGGACGAAACAUGAAGAUCUUGACAUCACCACAAGCAUAGGAUUAGCCAUUGCCGCGAAACAUACGCAUGGGAGGCACGUAUGCAUGGUUGCAGACGAAGCUUCAAGAGUAAAGUACGUCAGUGCCAUGCAGAAAUUAUCAUCAGCUGACGUGUCGUUGCCGGAGGUCGUCGUGGGAGUACUACAGGUGGAGGAGAUAACUAGAAAGAUGAAUAAUCCCAUUGUUUUUCUGGUUGUUGGUGGUGGUGGGAGAAGCAGAGACUUUGUUAAAGCUUUAAUAACUAGUGUCAAAUUGAACCAACAUGGAGCAAUCUUAGCAUUCAAAAGGAAUACUAGUACUACGUUGAGCUGGAAAGAGGUCAUCCUUGAUAUUACAAAACUAAGUGUUGUGAGAUCAAUAACACUACCAUUUGGAUCAUAUGGAUUAGAGAUUGCUUAUAUAGCAAGUAAUAUUAUUAGAAAUACAAAGUCCAAAUAUAAUCCCAAACGUUGGAUUAGGCAUGUUGAUCAAGAAUCAGGUGAAGAACAUUUGAUCCGACGAUGAAUAUAUAUCAUAGUAAGUAUAUAUCAAAUACGAGACAAUUUUCUCUUUCUUUGUACA
This is a messenger RNA of Capsicum annuum, 812 nucleotides long. RefSeq lists its product as uncharacterized. The transcript has 3 exons. The record is from RefSeq and is a predicted model, not a curated record. The coding region runs from base 69 to 755 and encodes 228 amino acids. NCBI's taxonomy places the organism in Eukaryota, Viridiplantae, Streptophyta, Magnoliopsida, Solanales, Solanaceae.